Molecule: messenger RNA, 953 nt
Organism: Brachypodium distachyon (stiff brome)
Lineage: Eukaryota; Viridiplantae; Streptophyta; Magnoliopsida; Poales; Poaceae
Exons: 3
Coding region: 273-524 (83 amino acids)
Source: RefSeq, a predicted model, not a curated record
CGGCUCGGUUUAGGUGCACCUAGAACUAGAAAAACGUGACAGGUACUGGUUGCCUGGUUCCGUGGAGUUCCGAUCCAUCCAACCGCCGCCUUCCCUCCGGCCGUGCAACGCAACGCUGCAGUUCUUUCUUUCUGCAAAGGAGCAGAGAAGCCCCCGCAAAAGCAGCAGCCCGCACACAGGCCACGCACCCUGCACCCAGCACCAGCGAGCGCGCAGAGGAGUCACGCGACUCCCAGGUGAGGAACCCGGGCUGAGAGCUCCGAGCCAGCCGGAUGGGCUCCAGCAGCCCGGCGGUGCCCGACCCCGCCCUCGCCCUCGGCCUCCGCCACCCGGGCGCCCUCGCCCGCCGCAUCGCCAUGGCGCGCGGCGCCGCCGUCGCGCCGGCGCUCCGCCCCUGGCUCGCCGACGCCGUGCCCCUCGUCGUCGUCGUCCUCAUCGCCGCGCACGUCCUCGCCCUCGGAUACUGGAUCUACAGGCUUGCAACAGACGGCUCCAAGCUGCCUGGGCGGAGCAAGAAGCACUAGGCGGUAGCUAUCGCGGUGGCUGCUGGUCUUGCCUGCAUCCUCUGGUGUUGAUCCCCAAGGUUUCCAAUGUGAAGUGAUGGUGUGGCAACAUGAGAGAACUGAAGAUAUGGAAUCAGUCAGUUCUGGUGAUUUUUUUGGAUGUUGGUUUCAGAAGUGACGUGAGCUGGUGUGUGAAAGAGGGACCUUAUGGUAAUAUAUGAUCAUAUAGAUAGUUUUGAGUUUUUGAAAAGGUUCCCCUUAGGUGAUGUUUCCCUGUCAAGACACGUAGCUAGCUGAGUGCUCUUGUUUUUCAUCUGAUGUGGGCUUGUAUAAUCUUAUGGGCAGCUUUUUCUUUGCUCCGAACCACGUUAGUUUCAGCCUAAGUGUCAGUUUGAUGGGACUUGUUUUUAUGAAGAGUUUUAGCACCCGAAAAGAUCGGUGUUUAGUUCA